AUACACUUGACAACAGUUAGUAAAAUAAUGCAUUAAUAUUGAGAUAUUUAUCGUAUUACAUUUGGCAAUUAUACCUACUUCCUGCAUACCAAACUUGGCCAUUUCCGACUUUCAUCUGCGGUGGAGAAAUGGAAAGAAUAGAUAUGCCGGCUGUGGGCCCCACAGACCUCCCUAUAUCCCUGCUGGAGAUGGGUUGCUCUGGCAGGUUUGAGCUCAUCACACAUCCACAUCCCAAUGACCAGCCCCUGCCUCCACAAAGUUCGCUCCCUCAUGGACUCCCUCCCACUAGUGUGAGCCUGGAGACAGAGGUAGAGAAGGGCUUUCUACGCGACCCUGCCUGGCUUCCCAUUCACGAUACCGACGCUGCCUUCCAUAGGUUUCUGAAGCUGGCUGAGAGAGAUGUUCAUAUAGACUCUCUUCUCCAUUGUGCUCUGUCUCCUCUGCACUCUGGCAUCUCAGUAGUCAGAGAUCCAACAACAGGAAUGUUGUUGGACUUCACUGAGGUGUUACUGGGGGACACAGGCAUCUCUGCUAAGAAUUCUAUGUCCCUGCAACGUCCACCAAACCCUAAUCCCUCUGAGAGCCUACGAGGAAGCAACACCAACUACCCGUUUUUGCCCGGUGGUAUGGAGGAGCUGACACUGGAACAAAUCAAGAAGAAAUCCGAGCUGGAGGAGGACAUAGACUUUGAGAAAGAGUUACUCACAGUGCCCCCUGGACUGAAAGUUGGGAUGGACUUCAGUGACAAAGAUGCCAAAACCACAAAGGGAGAAAUCAAUCUCCUGUCCCUCCUGUCCACCUUUGAUGACAUCAUAGACUCCCAGCCUGAGGCAGAGGAGAAGGAGAAGGGCCACGGAAGUGGAAAUGCACCCAAACUGCCCAGAACCAACAGCCUGGAAGACCUGGGGAUCAAGGACUCUCCCUCUACACCUGGGACCACCUCUACAGAGAAGAAAGAUGGAGGAACGACCAAACCAGCAGGGGACCAGGAGGAGAAGAAGAGAUGGGCAAUCCCAAUAAACAUCACCUCCCCCUGCGGUGACUUCUACAAACGUAUCCCUAACCCUGCCUUCAAGUAUCCCUUUGAGUUGGACGUGUUCCAGAAGCAGGCAGUAUUGAGGCUGGAGGCCCAUGAGUCUGUGUUCGUGGCAGCUCACACAUCAGCAGGCAAAACCGUGGUGGCAGAAUACGCCAUAGCACUCUCACAGAAGCACAUGACCAGGACCAUCUACACCUCCCCCAUCAAGGCGCUGUCCAAUCAGAAGUUCCGGGACUUCAAGACCACCUUUGGGGACGUGGGGCUGCUGACCGGGGACGUCCAGCUGAGUCCUGAAGCCUCCUGUCUCAUCAUGACCACUGAGAUAUUGAGGUCCAUGCUCUAUAACGGUUCGGAGGUCAUCAGAGAUUUAGAGUGGGUGAUCUUUGACGAGGUUCACUACAUCAAUGAUGCUGAGAGAGGAGUGGUGUGGGAGGAGGUUCUGAUCAUGUUACCUGACCACGUCAGCAUUAUUCUUCUGAGUGCCACUGUCCCCAACGCUGUGGAGUUCAGUGAGUGGAUCGGACGCAUUAAAAAGAAGCACAUCUAUGUGAUCAGCACAGCGAAGAGACCUGUGCCUCUGGAGCACUACCUGUACACAGGCAACAGCACCAAGACCCAGAAGGAGAUGUUCCUACUGCUGGACCCUACGGGCAACUUCCAAACCAAAGGGUACUACGCUGCUAUAGAUGCCAAAAAGGAACGCACCAGUAAACACACACAGUCUUUUGGGACGAAAAAUCCAUCUCAGAACACUACAGCUAGUCAGGACCGGGCAGUGUGGCUUUCCCUCCUCCACUUCCUGUCCCAGCGCCAGCAGACCCCCGUGGUGGCGUUCACCUUCUCCAGAACGCGCUGCGACGACAACGCCCGCUCUCUAGCCUCCAUGGACCUCACCAGCUCAGUGGAGAAGAGUGAGAUCCACUCCUUUUUCCAGAAGAGCCUGAGACGCCUCAGGGGAGGGGACCGCCAGCUGCCCCAGAUCCUGUUGAUAAGGGACCUACUGAAGAGGGGUAUCGGUGUGCAUCACAGUGGCAUCCUGCCAAUUAUGAAGGAGGUCAUUGAGAUGCUGUUCUCGCGGGGGCUAGUAAAGGUUCUGUUUGCCACUGAGACGUUUGCUAUGGGAGUGAACAUGCCUGCGAGGACAGUGGUGUUUGACAGCAUACGGAAGCACGAUGGCACCGGCUUCAGAAACCUUCUGCCUGGUGAGUAUAUCCAGAUGGCUGGUAGAGCGGGUAGGAGAGGUCUGGACGCCACAGGCACUGUCAUCAUCCUCUGCAAGUCAGGGGUACAUGACAUGGGGGACCUAAAUGUCAUGAUGCUGGUAAGGCUUCCAUCAGAAUGUACUGUCUUCUUCCAUUCAAUACCACUACAUCGGUGGACCACUGGUGGUCUGUGGUACAUUUUCUUUUUUUAAAUGUAUUUUUGUGAUGAACCUUAUAUAAUUUUUUGGUUGACAGGACAAACCAAAACCAACAGACAUUAAACACAUACACAUGUAACCCCCCCAUCCCCCUCCCCUUCCCACCUGCAGGACCUGGUUACUUGAGUGCAUAUAUCAAAGUACUGAUUUUAAACUGUUGAGUGUUGUAGUCCACAUGCUAAUAUUUUCAAAUUUUGCACCAUGCGGUCGAGAGAUUGACAGUUUAAGUUGUGCGAUGUCCAUGAAUGAGGAAAUCCGUUGCUGAUGUGGCAGAGUGUGUGGGGCUUGCCAUCGUAAUGCAACCAUUCUCUUGGCUGCUGUUAAGCCGGCAAGCCAAAUCCUUCUUUGCCUGUAUGUUAGGUUCAGUGAAGUCAUCAUUAAGCAGUAGCACAUUGGAAAGACUGGGGAUGGAUUUAGACAAAAUGCUUGAUAAUGAUGAAGCCACAGAUUUGCCAAAAGGAAAGAAUUUCUGGGAACUCCCAGACCAUAUGAGUGAAGGUGCCAGGACUCGUACCAUGGGGGAAGAGCAUACAGACGGGGGUUGAAUUUAUGUUCAUUUGAAAAAGAGUCUCUUAACUCGUAUGCCAAAUGGUAGUGGGUAAUUUGGUGAUUUGUGUUUCUUGAUGAGAAUGUUAAUGUUGUACCUGACUGUACUCUGUCGUGGAAAUUUCCUCUAUUUACCUAAUCAUGA
This is a messenger RNA of Oncorhynchus gorbuscha (pink salmon), 3150 nucleotides long. RefSeq names its product helicase SKI2W-like. Gene Ontology annotation, molecular function: ATP binding; RNA binding; RNA helicase activity. The record is from RefSeq and is a predicted model, not a curated record. Gene Ontology annotation, cellular component: Ski complex. Lineage: Eukaryota; Metazoa; Chordata; Actinopteri; Salmoniformes; Salmonidae. Gene Ontology annotation, biological process: nuclear-transcribed mRNA catabolic process, 3'-5' exonucleolytic nonsense-mediated decay. The transcript is spliced from 19 exons. The coding region runs from base 129 to 2453 and encodes 774 amino acids.